UAUUAUAAUAUGGCAAAAUCUAUUGUUACACCUUUUGAAAAAUCUAAACAGAAAUAUUUCUCUAAUCAGUGUACAUCAACACAAACUAUUGUUGAUACUAUAAAUCAUAGAGAAAUAUUGUUAAAAUUAUAUGAAGCAGCUGAUAAAUGUUAUAUAAAAGUGUAUGCACUUAGAUGCAUUCGUUUAAUUAAUUAUUGUCCCCAUUUAAUUAAUAUUCCACAUGGACCCGAUGGUUAUACACCAUUUCACAAAGUCUGCUUUCAUGGUAAUACAUGUUUGAUCGAAUAUAUGCUUGCAAAAGGUGCUAAUCCUUUUCUUAGAACUUAUAGUGGUGAAAAUGCAAUUUGUAUGGCAUUAUAUUUUUUUCUUAACCAUCCUAACAAUAAUGAUUUUACUUGCUUAGAUAUUCUUUGCGAAACAGGUUGUCAUUUAGAUAUGCCAAAUAAACACUAUGAUAUCGUUAUGAAAUCAGCUUUAAAUAAUCAUAAUAAGCUUUUAGCAGAAUGGUUAUUAUUGCAUAAUAAAAUUACGAGACUUUCGAGAAGUUAUUCAGAACCAUGAAAUUUCAUGUACUGUAUGCUUUACAGUAAUAAUUAAUUAAAUAUAUAAUUUGAUCUACAUAAUAAAUUAUU
Vespa crabro (European hornet) is the source of this 632-nucleotide messenger RNA. RefSeq lists its product as uncharacterized. The transcript has 4 exons. Lineage: Eukaryota; Metazoa; Arthropoda; Insecta; Hymenoptera; Vespidae. Bases 10 to 561 code for a protein of 183 amino acids. Gene Ontology annotation, molecular function: protein binding. The record is from RefSeq and is a predicted model, not a curated record.